Messenger RNA from Aspergillus niger, 1386 nucleotides. RefSeq lists its product as uncharacterized. NCBI's taxonomy places the organism in Eukaryota, Fungi, Ascomycota, Eurotiomycetes, Eurotiales, Aspergillaceae. Gene Ontology annotation, molecular function: acetylglucosaminyltransferase activity. The transcript has 2 exons. Gene Ontology annotation, cellular component: membrane. Bases 1 to 1386 code for a protein of 461 amino acids. The record is from RefSeq and is a predicted model, not a curated record.
AUGGGGAAGAGAAAGCUGCUGCGGUUUGUCGUCAUCAGCUGCCUCGUUACCAGCUUCACCAUCUUCCUUUGGCCCCGUCUAGAAUCCCCGCGCGUGACCACAGAAACCGUCUCCAACAUUACCAUCACAUCCGACGUUGGCUGCGAACCGGACUAUGAAGCUCUCCGCCGCUUAAAUGUCCAGAAACUGACCCAAUACGUGCGACGCGAAGUAGUCGCCUCUGAAUCCCCCAGCAAUAUCUUGCCCCUGUCACAACAUCUCCAAGUUCCCUUAUUUCCGCAAAAGUCCCAUGGCGACCAACUUCAUCUACCGGAGGAGCUCAUGCAUGAGGACUGCUUAAUACCACACCCGGUGGCGCUCCAAGUCCCGACACCCCCCAGACAUGCGGAUGCAUCCCACAUCGACUUUGGUGUCGCUACAGCAAUAGAACGGCUGAAUGACUCCUUGGACGCGUUUUCUCAUUGGGCGGGUUACACCAAUGCUCACAUCUUUGCCUUGGUUGAGCCCGAUGAGAGGGCACACGAGGUGUUGCUAAAGGCCGAUGCGCUUGGAAUAAAUCUCUCAAUAUCGGAGUCGAGUGAAGAGUACCAACGCCGAUACUUUUCGCUGGUCCCUCAUCUGGCCAAGAAUAUGCGUCCUGAAACAAGAUGGUCGUGCGUCAUGGACGACGAUACUUUCUUCCUCUCGAUGCCAGAGCUCGUGAAAGGGCUUAAGGAGUAUGAUGAUACGAAACCUAUGUAUGUCGGUGGGCUGUCUGAAAGCAUCCCACAGGUCGGAGUUUUCGGGUUGAUGGGAUUCGGAGGCGCUGGCGUCUUCUUGUCCCGGCCUCUGAUCCAAGAAUUGAGCCGGCCGGAAGUAUUCGAGGACUGCCAGAGAAUGGAUGUAACCGGCGACCGCAGAAUUUCCCUUUGCAUCUACCAGUACACCGAUGUUCGUUUAACCAUCGACCACCGCCUGCACCAGCUUGAUAUGAUGGGCGAUGUGUCCGGGUUUUUCGAGGCGGAACGACAACCGCCGCUGUCAGUGCAUCACUGGAAGUCUUGGUUCCACGCAGACAUGGCCAAAGCCAGCGCUGUUACCGAAAUUUGCGGUGAUUCAUGUCUCCUGCGGAAAUGGCACUUUGGAGACGGCUGGAUACUCACCAACGGCUUCUCGGUGGUGAAGUAUAGCAGCGAGAAAAAGCCAGGCGACAGAAGCAUGGAGCUCACGUGGGACAGCCACAACGGUGCAGUUUUCGAGUCAUACCUGCAUGAGCUGGGUCCUCUCCGCUUAAAGGACGAGGGGAAGAUCAGCUACCUGCAUGAGGACGCCAUCAUUGACGGAAACCGCGUCCGUCAAUGGUUCUAUCUCAUGUCCACCCCCCCCGACUUGCUCACUCAUAUAUGA